CAUUGUUACAAUUGGAGGAGCACCUAGUUCGUCACGCAACAUCUCCAACAUCAACUUGGCCAGCUCUCGUUGUAGAGCAGCCCGAUAGACACGAUGGACCGCGACUCAGGGAGCUUCAGUCCCAAGCGACGCAAGAUUGACUUCAACCCUCUUCGAUCAGAUGAUCGUUAUUCCUCCCUACCGAGUCGCUCAGGCAGUCGCGCCCCCAGCCGUUUUGCCAAUGGCAACCAAACGCCCCGAGCAAAGUCCAGCUAUGCCCCCACACCGCGUCGAUUUGAUGAAGAGAAGGAGCUCUUAGUCAACCAAGAAGAUGAGAAUGCCCUCGAUCGCGACUGGUACCUCGGUGACGAAAACGGGCAUAUAUUUGGUGAUGAGUCGCAUAACCCGUUCGGCUCGUACGACACGACUUGGGUCGAGCAGAGGCAGCGCGAGCAGGCCGUGGUGGAGAAAAAGACGAACCGCAGCAUGAACGCGCGCCAGAUGCAAAGGCAGAAGGACAACGAUGCUUGGGAGACGAAUCGCAUGUUGACGUCCGGUGUGGCCCAACGACGUUUUGGUGACGAUUUCGAUGAUGACGACGAGGGCACACGUGUCCAUCUACUGGUGCACGACUUGAAGCCGCCAUUUCUGGAUGGGCGCACCGUUUUUACGAAGCAGUUGGAACCCGUUCCUGCAGUGAAAGACUACCAGAGCGACAUGGCAGUGUUCAGUCGCAAAGGGAGCCGCGUUGUGAGGGAACGGAGACAACAGCGGGAACGACAACGCGCAGCGCAGGAAGCGACGAAUCUGGCGGGCACAAACUUGGGCAACCUGAUGGGUGUGAAAGAAGAUGAUAGAGACAGUGCUUUGCCCAUUGCCGCAGAACAGGAGGAAGUCAAGAUUUCGGGCAACAAGUUCUCUGAGCAUAUGAAGAAGAAUGAGGCAGCGAGUGACUUCAGCAAGACCAAAUCGCUUAAGGAACAGCGCGAAUUCCUCCCGGCCUUCGCCGUGAGGGAAAAUCUCCUCAAGAUUAUCAGGGAGAAUCAGGUUGUCAUCGUCGUGGGCGAGACAGGCUCCGGCAAAACGACACAACUAACGCAGUUCCUCUACGAGGAUGGGUAUGGGAACCGGGGCAUGAUAGGAUGCACACAACCCAGGAGAGUUGCAGCCAUGAGUGUAGCUAAGCGGGUUUCUGAAGAGAUGGAGGUGAAAUUGGGCAGCACUGUAGGUUACGCCAUCCGGUUCGAAGACUGCACAAGCAAAGACACCGUGAUCAAGUAUAUGACGGAUGGUGUUUUGCUACGAGAAUCACUCAAUGAGCCCGAUCUUGAUCGAUACUCUUGCAUUAUCAUGGAUGAGGCACACGAAAGAGCUCUCAACACGGAUGUGCUCAUGGGCCUAUUCAAGAAGAUCAUGCAGAGGCGCCGGGAUCUUAAACUCAUCGUCACUUCGGCCACGAUGAAUGCGAAACGAUUUUCGGACUUCUUUGGCGGUGCUCCCGAUUUCACGAUUCCAGGACGAACAUUUCCAGUUGACAUCAUGUUUCAUCGGUCACCAGUCGAGGAUUAUGUCGACCAAGCGGUUCAGCAGAUCCUUGCAAUACAUGUCUCCAUGGGUGCUGGUGACAUUUUGGUCUUCAUGACAGGUCAGGAAGACAUCGAGUGCACCUGUGAGCUCGUGAGAGAACGGCUGGAUGCGCUGAACGACCCUCCAAAAUUGAGCAUACUGCCCAUUUACAGUCAGAUGCCAGCGGAUCUACAGUCCAAGAUCUUCGAUCAAGCGCCACCAGGUGUUCGAAAAUGCAUUGUGGCGACGAACAUUGCCGAGACCAGUCUGACGGUGGACGGUAUUAUGUACGUCGUCGAUGCAGGUUAUUCCAAACUCAAGGUGUACAACCCAAAGAUGGGAAUGGACACCUUGCAGAUCACGCCUAUCUCUCAAGCAAACGCUGGCCAGCGAGCGGGUCGAGCAGGCAGAACGGGUCCCGGCAAAGCAUUCCGAUUGUUCACGGAGAAGGCGUACAAAGACGAACUCUACAUCGCUACCAUUCCGGAAAUCCAGAGGACAAAUCUGAGCAACACUGUAUUGCUUCUCAAGUCCUUGAAUGUCAAAGAUUUGCUGGAUUUCGACUUCAUGGAUCCGCCUCCACAAGACGUCAUCAGCACGUCGCUCUUCGACCUUUGGGCUCUGGGGGCGUUGGACAAUAUGGGCGAGCUGACGGACCUAGGGUCCAAGAUGAACGCUUUCCCCAUGGAUCCACCGUUGGCAAAGCUCUUGAUUAUGUCUGAGGAGUACGGAUGCAGUGAAGAAAUGGUUAUAAUCGUGUCGAUGCUCCAAGUCCCUGGCGUCUUCUACCGGCCCAAGGAGCGGCAAGAAGAAGCAGACACUGCUCGCGAGAAGUUCUUCGUUCCGGAAUCCGAUCAUUUGACGUUUCUCCACGUCUAUUCGCAAUGGAAGUCCAACGGCCACUCGGACGGCUGGUGUACUCGCCACUUCCUGCACCCCAAGUCGCUUCGCAGGGCCAAGGAAAUCCGGGAUCAACUCCUUGACAUCAUGAAGAUGCAAAAGAUGGAGAUGGUUAGUUGCGGGACCGACUGGGACGUUAUUCGGAAGUGUAUCUGCUCUGGAUACUACUACCAAGCGGCCAAAGUCAAGGGUAUCGGCGAAUACGUCAACCUCCGAACAUCAGUUACAAUGCAGUUACACCCCACCAGUGCCCUCUACGGACUUGGCUUCCUUCCCGAUUACGUGGUCUACCAUGAGCUUAUUCUUACGUCCAAAGAGUACAUGUCAAUCGUGACAUCCGUUGAUCCCCACUGGCUGGCUGAGUUGGGUGGUGUCUUCUACUCAGUCAAGGAAAAGGGGUACUCCGCAAGGGAGAAACGGAUUACGGAGACAGAGUUCAACCGGAAAAUGGAAAUCGAAACCCAAAUGGCCGAGGACAAGCGGAAAGCAGAAGAGAGGGCCCAGAUGGAAGAAGAGACGGCUCAGAAGAAGCCGGCUGACAAGACAAAUGUUAAGAAGAUUGUGACCUCGGGGGCUGUGAAAAAGCCAGUCGUCAAGCGUAAGGGGCGGGGGUUCUAGAAAGGAGAUCUGGUGUGGAUAAUAUCACUUUGUAUAGCAACCCACAAACUUCUGGUGAAAUAACUACUGCCAUAUUGUCUGGGUUCUUGCUUUACUUAUCCUCUACGCAAAAUGGGGGAACAUUCAUCCACCCUUCCCCCACAAGACAUGGGCUUCAUAAACAUCACGAACUCGCAACCGAUUUUAAACUUGCCUGCGGCUCGCAGGACUUGUAGAUUGACGACUCGUUAUAUAUAGCUUCAUCGGUAGAGUACCAUGAGCUUGUGCAAAAACAUCCACAAUGCGCGCAUAACUCAUGCACUAGCCUAUCAAUACAUAUUUAUCAAC
Messenger RNA from Pseudomassariella vexata, 3390 nucleotides. RefSeq names its product P-loop containing nucleoside triphosphate hydrolase protein. Gene Ontology annotation, cellular component: spliceosomal complex; intracellular anatomical structure. Gene Ontology annotation, molecular function: RNA binding; ATP binding. Gene Ontology annotation, biological process: mRNA splicing, via spliceosome. The transcript has a single exon. The coding region runs from base 94 to 3063 and encodes 989 amino acids. The record is from RefSeq and is a predicted model, not a curated record. Lineage: Eukaryota; Fungi; Ascomycota; Sordariomycetes; Amphisphaeriales; Pseudomassariaceae.